This is a messenger RNA of Neogale vison (American mink), 3027 nucleotides long. Its product is annotated as ankyrin repeat domain-containing protein 26-like. Lineage: Eukaryota; Metazoa; Chordata; Mammalia; Carnivora; Mustelidae. The transcript is spliced from 29 exons. The record is from RefSeq and is a predicted model, not a curated record. The coding region runs from base 130 to 2946 and encodes 938 amino acids.
CUGAGCCUGUGACCGGUUCAAGUGGCGAAUAAGACUUUUGAAGAAGACUCUUUAAGCAGUAUUUCCGUUAAACCUGGUGAUGAUAAUGCUUCAUGGCCUACAUCAGAUGAUGAAGAUUUAAGUUUGAAUAUGAAGAAUACCUCAAAACCAAACUUAAGAAAACUAAUGAAUGCUUCUCAGCUUUUCAAGAACUUGGAAAUAGAACUUGGACUUGUAUCACCGGGAGAUAAAACUUUAUUUGAGGAUGAUCAUUCUGAAAACAAAUGUGAAGAUACAGUUGGUGUUCCUUCCAAACCAUCUGUUGACAUCUGUGACUCUUCUCCUCCUGCUUUGCCAUCACCUGAUUCUAUUCUAAAACCUCCUUUCACAUUGUUAGGCCUUGGUCCUUCAAAGGAAGGAGAGGAGCGGCCAGAGAUUGGAACAAAGGACGAUGGUAUCACUGAAAGUGUUCCACAAGCACCAACAGCUAAUGACUGUUUGACUUCUGCUGACAGGGCAGAAGAUGAUAGACAUGUUAUGCUGUCAGCAUUAGGGUUCUCAGAACAAAAUGAAGAAUCACCUUGGGAUUCUGAGAGUGAUUUGGAGAGUCUCCCAGAGACCUACCUUGAUCAUUUAUCUGGGAAUGCAGAUCAGAAAGGGGCAAGUACAUUAAAUGAGAAAGUAGAAGCUUCUCCAGGAAAAUAUUCCUACAUGAAGCCUGCUGUGGAGGGGAAAUACUGUAUUCCUAAUCGGCCCAGAGAAAUGGAGGAAAUUAAAGCAUCCCAAUCAGAGUCUCCGGGAGAAUAUUCUUUGUUGAAGCCUCCUGUCGAGGAGAAACAUUCUGGUCCUAAGAAAGGAGGAGAAAUGGAGGAAACACAAACAUCCAAAUCAGCUUCUCCAGGAAAAUAUUCCUACAUGAAGCCUGCUGUGGAGGGGAAAUACUGUAUUCCUAAUCGGCCCAGAGAAAUGGAGGAAAUUAAAGCAUCCCAAUCAGGUUCUCCGGGAGAAUAUACUUUGUUGAAGCCUCCUGUCGAGGAGAAAUGUUCUGGUCCUAAGAAAGGAGGAGAAAUGGAGGAAACGCAAACAUCCAAGUCAGAUUUUUCAGCAGAACUAGACUUAGGAAUGACAACAGAAAAAGAGGAAGAAAGUUUUAAUGAAAGUGAAAAUAAACACCUUCAGAUUGAAGAAACGGAGAAGCACCAAAAUGAUGAAGUGGCAGUAUUAGAAAGCAUAUAUUCUUCUUCUGCUGCUGGACUAAUGCAUCCAAAAGGGAGUGGAAAAACUGGUAACAACCUAGGUCCUAUUACAGAAAAUGAGGAAUCUAAUGGAUCUUCAAAGAAAACAUCUAGUGACAAGGAAGAGGUCAAAAAACAAAUUGAUUCUAUGGAUGACUUCGGUGUCUUAACUCUGUCAUCUGAAAUAAUUUUGGAGGAUUUCCACAUGCCUGACUCUAAUCAUAUGAUUUGCAUGUCGCUAAUUGAACAGCAUGCCAUGGAUUGUAAAGAUUCUGUCAGUUUAUUGAAAAUCCAGCAUGCGGUUCUUUCAUAUGAAAGAUUAAUAGAACUUAUAAAAUAUCACUGUGGACAACUUAAAAGAAAAAAUAAAAAAAUGGAAAAUAUGGCUAAGGGACUACAAAAGGAGCUAUCAGAAACAAAAGAAAUGAUAUCUAAGUUGGAGCUUCAAAAAGUAGAAUGGGAGCAUGAACUCUGCAGUUUGAGAUUAACUUUAAAACAAGAAAAACAAAAAAGAAGAAACGCUGAAAUGUUAUAUGAAAAGAUUCAGGAGCAACUAACAAAAAGAGAAGAGCAGUAUAAGAAAGAAGUUGAAAUAAAACAAGAACUUGAUUUUAAGCUUAGAGCACUAGAUGCAGAAUUAAGGAAUGUAAGAAAUAAUUUCAAUCAGGUUGUGGAAGAACGGUAUUAUACUGAAAAACAACUUUGUCGAGAACAGGAUGCCAGAAUAUUACAAGAUGGAAUUCUAAAGAAUCACCUUUGCAAACAAGAGGAGAUAGAAGUUGCUGUGAGACAACUUCAAGAAGAACUGGCCAAUACCCUAAAAAAACUAUCUAUGUCAGAGGCUUCACUGGAGGUGACAUCACGUUGUCCUAUGAAUUUAGAAGAUGAGGUAAAAGACUUAAAGGAAAAACUGGCUCAGAGUAGGAAUCAGGUUGAUGAUCUUACAGCAAAACUGGAAACUAUGUCUUCAAGAAACCAGGUUCUUAUUCAGGAGUUAUCAUCUAUGAAAGAAAUACAGAUGAAAUGUGAAAAGCUAGGGAAGAAUAAAAAGAAGUUGGAACAACAAGAAGUAAACCUCAGAAAUUGUGUAGAAGGCAACGUGACGCAAGUAGCAUUUCAAGAAAGCGUAGCACAGUUAAGAGAAAAUAAUAAUGCUUCAGUAAGAAGUCAAAUGGAACUCAGAAUUAAAGAGCUGGAAUUUGAAUUAUCCAAAAUGAAAAGUUUUCAAGACGUUACUAAAACAGAAUUGGACAUAUACAAGCAUCUCUACCUAGAAGAAGUAACACAUCGAAUGUCAUUGACAAAUGAACUGAACAAGACUAGUGAGAGGCUGGCAGAGACCAGUACCAAACUUCUGGUGGAGAAACAGCAAAAGCAAACUUUGCUUGACACUAUUAAUAUGAGGCCAGCCCUAGAUCUGCCUUAUGGUAGAAAUGUUAAUAAUAGUUCACUAUUCAAUAGAAAUGUUGCUCUAAGAGAAAACGUGGUGAUUCCUACCUCAAACUCAUGGCGUUCAAGUAAUGACAUUGAGACUUUCUUGUUCAAGAAGCAGCAAGAGUUGGAAAAAAAUAUAACUAGAGAACUAGAAGAAGGUGCUGCUGAAUUUGAAUCAGGCUCAUCUGGUGGGACCACCUUUCUAGAAUCUACUUUUGAAAGUCAUAUAAAUUGUGAUGACGUACUGAAAUCACACAGAGAAUACUCAGAGUUUCUGAAGAAAAAGUAUAGCAUCUGAAACAUAAAUAGUAGAAAUUUAUUUACUGGAUGUUUAUACAACAUUUUAAUAGUUUCCUAUUAAAUGGAUGAUAUGCAAAAA